AUGGCUGACAAGGAGCAGCGAGCUGGGAGGAGUGAGCGUGCUGGGAAGCUGCCCCAAGCUGAGAAGAAGCUCCACGAGGCUGUUUGUGUGCUGCUGGUGGAGCUGUGCGAGAGGUUCACCUUCUUCGGCAUCGUGUGCAACAUGAUCCUCUUCUGCACCGCCAAGCUCGGCUACCGCAGCCACCAGGCAGCCAUGGUCAAUAUGUGCUUCGUGGGCACCUCCACGCUGACACCAGUGCUGGUGGGCUGGCUGGCAGAGUACCUGGUGGGGAGGAUCAAGCUGGUGUGCAUCUGCAUGUUCCUGCACUUCCUAGGCACAGCACUGUUACCUGUGGUGUCAUUCCCCUUUGAAGACAUUCACAUGGACAGACGCCACAUUCUUCUCACCCUGCCCAAGAGGGAGCAGAAAAUCAUCUUCUACUUUGCCCUCCUCACAGCCAGCCUGGGAAUAGGAGGCAUAAGAGCCAUUGUGUGUCCACUGAGUGCCUACAGCCUCGAGGACUGUGGCCCAAAGGAGCUGCUCUCAUUUUUCAACUGGUUUCAUUGGUUGGUUAACUUGAAUUCAGCAGUGGUCUUUGUCAGCAUUUCUUACAUCCAGCAGUCCGUGGCCAGGAACCUUGGCUUUCUUAUCCCAUUUGUGUCUGGGCUUAUGGCUAUGAUCACAAUUCACAUGGUUCGGGGUGAAAUGAUUUACAAACCCAAAACAGACAGCUCCCUGCUGACGACUUUUGGGGUCAUUUUUAGCGCCCUGAAGACGUGUGGUGUGCGGUAUCGCUACUUGAGCACAGCCCUGGCCAGCUGGCUGGACCAUGCCAAGGAAAACCAGGGUGGUCAGUACAGCGAGAGCCAGGUGGAAGGCACCAAGUCACUCACCAGACUCUUCCCCUUGUUCACUUUCCAGAUCCUGUACAGAACGUGCGUUAUGCAGAUUCCUUCAGGAUAUUAUCUCCAAACCAUGAAUUCCAACUUGCACUUCAGUGGAUUUGUCUUGCCAGUUGCAGCAAUGAACGUGGUCAGCAUCGUGCCCCUACUGAUUCUUGUUCCUGUUUUGGAGUGCGUUAACUCAUGGCUCUUUAGCUCCAAGGACACUGGACACUCUCCAACAAUUUACAUUGUUGUAGGUCACUUAUGUGCUGCACUUUCUGUGAUGGUUGCUGGCUUCUCUGAGAUGCACCGAAAGCACUUCCCUCAGGUGGAGCAGACUCUCUCUGAGGAGGUUCUCCUGGUCUCCUCCAUGCCCUGCUUCCACUUGGCUCCUCAGUACAUCCUGCUCGGAGUGGCUGAAGCCUUGGUAACUCCCUCCUGUUCCUUACUUUCAUUCCAGCUUGUGCCUGAAAGAAUGAGAGGGAUUUCCAUGCAUUUUUUAGCUCUCUUUAAUGGAGCUGGCUGCUUUUUGGGAGCUCUCUUUGUUCAGACAGCCCACACAGGCACUCAAGGCAACUGGUUCCCACACUUGCUGCAUGAAGGGAAAUUGGAGAGAUUCUUCUUCUUCUUGGCUUCCUUAAUGAUGGUGAACACCCUGGGGUUCUGGACCAUUGCACACAGAUACAACAAUCUGCAUGAGGAUUGCACCAAUGAAUUCAGAAGAAUUCUUCCUGGAGAAAAACUCUUGAAGCAUGAAAAAGCCAUCAAGCAUUAUAAUGCUGUCCUGGAAAGUUCUCCCAUUUUGUCUCCUGUGGAGAAAACCUGA
Poecile atricapillus (Black-capped chickadee) is the source of this 1689-nucleotide messenger RNA. RefSeq names its product solute carrier family 15 member 5 (gene SLC15A5). Gene Ontology annotation, molecular function: transmembrane transporter activity. Gene Ontology annotation, biological process: transmembrane transport. The coding region runs from base 1 to 1689 and encodes 562 amino acids. Gene Ontology annotation, cellular component: membrane. The record is from RefSeq and is a predicted model, not a curated record. The transcript has 9 exons. Lineage: Eukaryota; Metazoa; Chordata; Aves; Passeriformes; Paridae.